CUCUUUUAUGUUUUGAGGAGGUCAAGACAAAGGUGAAGACAAUAAGUAGGGUAAGAUGGGGUAAGACGCCCCACUUAAGAACAAUGUUCAUUUACUUUUAAAUUGUAUAGAUAAACAACUUUUAGUAUGUACAGGAUGAUGAUGUAUCAACCAACAUAUUAUCAAGGGAAACAAAUAGAAACAUUUGCUCAUUUUGUUGUCAUAGCACAAAAUUAAAAAUACCCCCCAGGGUAAACAUGUCCCAGGUGUCAUCCAAUUUUUACAGAAUGUAUAAAAUAUAUCAGAUACCAUUCUUAGUAUUUUUGAAAUUUAAAGUAAAUAUAUACAAUCAAAUAUUUUAUGUAACUCUUUAUUUUCACAAUUUAGUUGAAUAAUUGAAGAACUAAACAAUGACAGGCAAAUCACAUAACAGAAUCCCAUUCAAAGAGAUUGACCUGAAAGGAAAACUUAUUCUGUGAAUUAUAUACUGUGCAGGACUAUGAAUAUAUACAUACAAAGUCACCCAUAUUUUUAAUUGAAGGCAUGUCAUAAUAGCAAUACUAUGAUUAUAGAUUGAAUUCCAGAGAUGUUUGAAAUGUACAUCUAAUGCAUGGAAGCCCAUAAAUUAAUAAUUAUUGACACCAGAAACAACCUUCUGCCCCAAUCUUACUCCAAAUAUUUACUCCAAAAAUCUAAAUACUUUACUGUGCCCACAGAUCCCCCAUUAAAGACAUAAAAACUUUUAAUAUCCAACAUAGAAUGUCACAGAUCACUAUUUUCCAAUGACAGAAAGUUAGAUCAUUUAACCUCAAAACUGUCUGGAUGGAAUAAAUCUCCCAAAUGUUGAUAUUCAGAUGAAAUAUCAAGAUUAAGAGGUGCUGAGAUGAGAUUUAGUGCCAUCUAUGGACAAGAGACUAAAUUAAGUCACUUUAGUACUUUGAGGCCUAAUCUUAUACAAUCCUUCCUGCGCCAGUUCAUGCAAAAAAAAUUAAUAAUCAAAUUGUGUUAAAUAAAUAAAUAAAGCAUGCAUGCGCUUCUGCACCUUUUGGAAGGUUAUGGUGAAGCUAUACUGUUUCACAGCACUUUUUCAUUAUUGAUGCGCUGUUGGUGCUUGUUUGUGGCGUUUCGGCAGUAACAGAAUCUGAAGGAUGGCACGAGACACCGGCACACAGCGGGAUACCGGCUGAACGGGAUCCUGCCUUGUGGCAACGCCUUUCUAACGGGAUAGCAACCUUCCCACCUGUUUCUGAUUCGACUGCCUUCAUAUUUCGCAACAUGUAUUGUUAUGAAAGUUCAACACAACGUGCAACAGUUUUCUUCCGAUGCACUUUUCUAUUAUCAGUGAUGCACGCAUGCAAAACUUCUAUUUUUGUAUAGGCUACUUCAUGCACUUUUUUGUUUCUCUUUUUUAGCCGGCUGUGCAUGUACAGUCUGGCUGUCUGGGUGUUCAGUAAUCCGCGUCGUCCAUGAUUUUCCCAGAGUCCUGCUAAUGCCCCAAAGCUGCAGCUGCCACUCCGACCGGCCGCGGAGCGCAACACACUGCCAGUUGCUACAUUGAUCAAUAAUUUACCAGCUCAACGCCUCCCCGACCCGCUACCCCGCAGCAGCCUCGGGUCGACUGAGGCGACAACAGACAGCCUAUUUACUCACAGGGUAAAAUCGCGGAGGGGACACUUUACUCUGCCGUGUUUUUAAAUGCGGCGUCAUUAAGCUUCAGCCAACUUGGUGGGUCCCUUCGGUGCGUCUACGGAUUAGACUGUUGCAAUGUGCGCUACUCGUGUUGGUGACUGACUGCGACGGCAUUUGAGGACGCCUCUCGCUUUCAUCUGAGACGGAGGAGGUGUGUUGCGACUUGCGAGACCGACAGGGGUCCCGUUAUGGUGCAUCGAGUCGGACAGUCGCAGGAUCGAAAGAGGGAGAUGCAGUCUUCGCCCAAGACGAUCAGGAAUAGACAUUAGGACAUAAAAAUUCACUCACGGUCACACGUCGUGCAAGCAGCUCUGCGUACACCGACCGCAGCAGAGAAUUUUACGCCCGUCAAUUCCCCGAUCGGCGCUGCUAUCGCGAGGCUCCGUCGGCGAGAGGCCGAUGACAGCGGUAGAAAUAUUAUUUUAAACAGUUUAUUACACGAGCAGCAGCCCGGUGGACAAUCCUUCAGUCGUCCCGUUAAGUGGCGGAGAACGAGUUACUUUUACAGACAAAACAAACUUGUUGAGUUUUUGUUUCGCUUCCGGUAUCACCGAAGAAACCGAGUGGUGCACCCGCUCCCUCUCCUUUUUUUUUUUUUUUUUUUUUUUUUUUUUUGGACGCUGAAGGUUUUAAAGAAAAAUGGGUCUUUGAGAAGAGCUGGCAAAUCCCCCUGAACUACAAUGGCCACAGAGUCGUAUCUGCUGCAUGAAGGUCCCCACCGAGCCCCAGGCAUCUCAGAGUGUUUCCUAGUGCCUGAAUCCUACAGGGAUGAAUUCCAUCCCUUCAUCGAGGCUCUACUCCCGCACGUGCGGGCGUUCUCCUACACCUGGUUCAACCUGCAGGCCCGCAAGCGCAAGUACUUCAAAAAGCACGAGAAGCGCAUGUCCAAGGAUGAGGAGCGCGCCGUCAAAGACGAACUCCUGGGCGAGAAGCCCGAGAUCAAACAGAAGUGGGCGUCACGGCUGCUGGCCAAACUACGCAAGGACAUCCGUCCGGAGUUCCGCGAAGACUUCGUGCUCACCAUCACGGGAAAGAAGCCACCGUGCUGUGUGCUGUCCAACCCUGACCAGAAGGGCAAGAUCCGUCGCAUCGACUGCCUGCGGCAGGCGGACAAGGUCUGGCGCCUGGACCUGGUGAUGGUGAUUCUAUUCAAGGGAAGUCCUCUGGAGAGCACGGACGGAGAGAGACUGGUCAAGUCACCGCAGUGCUCGAACCACACCCUGUGCGUGCAGCCACACCACAUCGGAGUGUCCGUCAAAGAGCUGGACCUGUACCUGGCCUACUUCAUCCAUACGCCAGAAUCUGGACAAUCAGACAAUUCCAGUCAACAAGGAGACUCAGACAUCAAACCGCCUCCAAACGGACAUCUGAGUUUUCAGGACUGCUUUGUGACUUCAGGGGUCUGGAACGUAGGCGAGCUAGUACGAGUGUCGCAGACACCGGUUGCAACAGCAUCAGGUCCUAAUUUCUCACUCGCAGAUCUUGAAAGUCCUGGUUACUACAACAUCAACCAAGUAGCACUCGGCAGACGUUCACUUGCUUCUCCUCCAUCCGCAAGGUCUGAGGUGGAGCUUUAUGGCAGUCUUCCACGGAGCUCUAAUAAGCGUAAGUCUAUAGAUGACAGUGAAAUGGAGAGUCCAGUCGAUGACGUCUUCUACUCCAGUCGUUCGCCAGCUGGCACCAGCUCCCAGAACAGUGGCUGGCCUAAUGAUGUUGAUGCAGUUGCAGUGCAGCACCAUUUGUCAAGUGUUCAAGAAAGGAAGAUAAAACAUGAGAAUGAUGGGGUGCAGUUUCCAUACCAUGGGCUGUCCUCUCCUGGGUCUCUAAAGAAGCCAGCGGGAAAAUUCGAUUUCAGCACCCUGUCAGCACAGACGAGGUCCCCCCGAAUGGCCUUCACACACCACCCGCUGCCCAUGCUGGCAGGCGUGAGACCAGGAAGUCCUCGGGCCUCAGCCUCUGCCCUUCAUUUUCCUGCCCCCUCCAUCAUCCAGCAGUCCAGUCCAUAUUUCACCCACCCCACCAUCCGCUACCACCACCAUCAGGACCCGCUCAAAGAGUUCGUCCAGUUCGUCUGUGCUGACGGCUCUGGGCAGCCGGGGGCACAGCCUAACGGGAGCGGUCAGAACAAACUGCCCGGCUCCUUCUUACUGCCACCUCCUCCUCCAGUGGCACGGCCGGUGCCGAUGCCCCUCCCCCUGUCUGAGCACAAACCCAGCCACACACACCCCGAGAGUGGAGUCGGCUCCCCGGCCUCUCCCUCAGCAUACCCAGCGUCAGGCUCCUCAGCUUCCAACAGGUUUGUCGGCAUCGGAACACGGGACAGCAACUUUCUGAACAUCCCACAGCAGACUCAGUCAUGGUUCCUUUGAGACUUUUCAUGAAACAAACUGAUCUGCAAUGAACAAAUCUGCAAUGAAAACUGGAAAUGGAGUCACAAAGCUAAGUAUGGAACUUUCUCACAUGCCCCUCUAAAGUCUCACACACACAGACACAGCAAAUACACACACACAAUUCCUGAAAACUUUGGCGCCCUAUUCCGGAACGAGGAAUCUGUAAGACUUCAGCAUUACCCCUCGGAGAACACACUACACUGACGACAGAUGACCGGAUGGAAAAACCAUUCAGAAGGAAUGACAAACCAUCUUUCAAUGUCUUCAUUAUGUUCCUGAGGCAACCAGUACAUUGACCAAUCCCCUUAUCCUUCCUUUGAUUUGCUCAUACACCCACCAAUCAUAUGCCAUUUUGAGUAAAAUCCAUUUCUUACCUUUUCUUUGGGUUCUACUCUGGACAUGAAAUCUGAAAUGAAAAUGUAUCUUGGAUGAUGUAUAUUAUGGACUCCACAUUGAUUGGCUCCAUCUGAAUACGCCCAGGAACACACGUGUGAUUGGCUAGAGAGACUCAACUGAACUCUUCUGAUUGGCUAAUUCACUCACUGUUUACUUGUUGACAAGCAAUAGACUGUGAGCAAAACAGUCAAACAACACGUAACACUAACUGUGUGCAAUUCAUCUAAACAUAUGCACUAUUGAAAUGAUCAAUGAGAAGGGAUGACAGAUAGUUUGGCCUCAGAUUUGCAAUGUGUAGUCAGACUACAUGUUUCUAAGGUAAAAAGUCGCACAUGCACGCACACACACACACAUGAAAACUUACACAGAUCAUGUCUCGUCAUAGCUUGAGAAGAGCAAUAGAACCUGCAAAUACACCCUUCAAUGACAGCACAACACUGAGACAUUGGUACAGACGCAGUCAUAACAUAUAAUUUAGAGAACCUGGCUUUUGGUUUAUGACAGUUAUGGGAAGAAGGGUCAAGCACGAUUGACUGUUGUUUUGGGGUUAAACAUUAAUGAUAUGUAAUAUAUAUUAGAAUUCUUUCGUUACGUAGUGUUGAUUAAUUAAAAGGCCAGUGGUUUGAGUUAUGCAAUCUUAUUGAAUGAAUUAAUGUGGGUUUUAGCAUUUUAGUGUACAACUAUUGUUCAAUCUGAGUGCUUGUGCGUCCACAAAUACAGUAUACUACAGUAGGCCCUGAACACAAGGGCUCAUUUUACAUUUCUUAGCUUUGGGUUUGGUUUUGCAGUACAGUACAUUUGCAGGGGAUAAUCUCACUAAACCAGUCAAGAAUAUGCCUGGGUCAUAUUUCACCCUUAAAACAAAAGAAAAAAAUAAGAAAUUAGGAUUUUAUUUUUUUAUUUGAUUCUGACAUUUUUUUUCCCAUGACAAUUAAGAACAUUUCUUCCCCCAAUUCUCAUUACUGUAAUGCACAGCAGUCUCAUUCUCAUUGCUUUAAUGCUAAAACAAACAAAAGAGAAAUUGUAAACGAUACAUCAUGGUAGUAUUUGUUGUACUGCCUGUAAUUUAUGCUUUAAAAUACAGAUGUAUUUUUACUGUAAUGCAGUAAAUAUUACUUCAUUACAGUAAUGAAAAAUAACCAUUGUGAACCAUUGUUUACUCAAUAGUAAAAUGUUGAGACACAUUAAGGUAAUGGCAAUUCAUGCUGAUUUCAAAAAUACGAUAAUACAGUAAUUUUUACUGUAUUACAGUAAAAACUCAUUGCAUUACAGUAACGAGAAUUAUCAUUUGAGAAUUAAAACUCAAUAGUAAAAUGUUGAGACAAAUUAAGGUAAUGGGAAUUCAUGCUGAUUUCAAAUAUACGGUAAUACAGUAAUUUUUACUGUAUUACAGUAAAAACUCAUUGCAUUACAGUAACGAGAAUUAUCAUUUGAGAAUUAAAACUCAAUAGUAAAAUGUUGAGACAAAUUAAGGUAAUGGGAAUUCAUGCUGAUUUCAAAUAUACGGUAAUACAGUAAUUUUUACUGUAUUACAGUAAAAACUCAUUGCAUUACAGUAACGAGAAUUAUCAUUGAGAAUUAAAACUCAAUAGUAAAGUGUUGAGACACUUUAAGGUAAUGGCAAUUCAUGCUGAUUUCAAAAAUACGAUAAUACAGUAAUUUUUACUGUAUUACAGUAAAAACUCAUUGCAUUACAGUAACGAGAAUUAUCAUUGAGAAUUAAAACUCAAUAGUAAAAUGUUGAGACAAAUUAAGGUAAUGGCAAUUCAUGCUGAUUUCAAAUAUACGGUAAUACAGUAAUUUUUACUGUAUUACAGUAAAAACUCAUUGCAUUACAGUAACAAGAAUUACCAUUGAGAAUUAUACAAAAAGUAAAAUGUCGAUACACAUUAAGGUAAUGAGUUCAUGCUAUUUAAAAAAUACUGCAAUACAAUGAUUUUUUACCGUAAUACAGUAAAAAUAAUUAUUACAGUAAUGAGAAAAACCAUUGAGAAAUUAAAACUCAAAAGUAAAAUGUCACAUUAAGGUAAUGAGAAUUUAUGCUUAUUUUAAAAAUACUGUAAUACAUUUUACUUUUAUUGUCAUACAGUAAAAAUUAUUAUUAUUGAAAACUAAAAUUCAAAUGUAAAAUGUCAAGAAGCAUUAAGGUCAUGAGAAAUUGUGUUUUUGGUUUUGAAAUGUAAUCUGGACAUGUUUUAGUGAGAUUCAAACUUUGCAAAAAAAAAAAAAAAAAAAAAAGUGUUCUAGUUUUUGUGCGCUUUUAGUUUUCACAACAUAAUACCCGCUCGGACUGCAUGUGGACUUGUCCUUUCCAAAGUGUUUUUGUUUUUAGAAUAACAGGUUAAGAACAAACAUAUCACUAAACUCUCCUUCAACUUGAUGUGACUAACAAAUGGACAAUCUCUAAGCUUCAUUAACUAGAUUUUGGGGUCUCUAUGAUGUCAACAGUGCUCUACCCUUCCUACCAAUCACACUCUCCAUUAGUUUACAGUUCCUUCAUAUCUUUAACAUUGUCUCUUCACACCUCAGUUUUUUGUUUCAAUACACCAGUAUACCCUGGCUCACAAGACAAUCUACCAAUGGCUGCCACUUCGUCUUAGCCUUCCAGAAUUGCAGUAAACUAAGGAACAUACAUAAACACGCACACAAACAUUGCACUAUGACACAUGCCCACACCCUUAAAGGACAAAGGGAAACCUUAAAAGGGAGACUUCACCCAAAAAUGUAAAUUUUGUCAUACUUUACUUAACCCUCAUUUCAUUUCAAACCUGUAUGACACUUUAUUCUGUAGAACGCAAGAGAGCACUUUUUAAUGAAUAUCUUGGUACAAUGGCAGUAGAUAUUGAUUCACCUUCAAGUUUCAAAAAGGAUGCAAAAGUAUCAUAAAAGUAGUCCAUGCACUUUUUGUGUCAUAUUCCAAGUCUUCUGAAGCCAUACGAUUAACCCCAAAUUUAGGUCAGUUUUUGGUGCAAAACAGGUUUGUACAAGUUCUUGCAUGUAUAUGGCUGUGGAACGACGGGAUGAUGGGUAAAUUAUGACAGAAGUUUCAUUUUUGUCUGAACUAUCUCUUUAAACUCCUCUACCGAAUUUUGAUUUUAGAAUACGCACCCUAUUUAAGGUCAAAUAUAUUUAUAUUUUAAGACAAAACAAUAGAGAAGAACGUGUUUUGCUGUUCAAACAGCACAAGAACAGAUUCUUGAAACCACUGACCUCACUAAAUAACUGGACUGCCUGGCUGUCAAUCACAUGUCAGGGACUCUGAUUGGCUGAGAGAGUGGCCUGCCGCUCGUCCCUCAGUUGCUUGUCAAAAAACUGAUGUUAUUUUACCAUCCAAACACAUCAAAGUGCCUCAGUGUCCCCUUUACAUGCAAUUCAGGGUCUUCACUUCAUGUAUAAGCUACAAAAAAAAAUGUGUACAAUAUGUAUCAUGGGCUUAGCAAGAAACAACAUAUAAGCAACUGCAAACAUCAUAUUUAUAGAUAUAUGUUAGAUCAUAUCGUACUCACACUGUAUAUAUAUGGAUAUAUGUAUAGUUUUUCCGCUGUGAAAUUAGCUCUGUGGCAGUCUAGUUAUUUUUUGACCUUUCACCCGAGUCAGUGACGUCAUUGGAAAAUGUCCUGAAAUAGUAAACCUGAAAACAUACGGGUCUUUGCAGCCUUCGGUAUUGUUCAGGUCAGUGCAAAUAGAUCAAAAAUACACUUUCAUAUACAACGAAAACAAGAAUUCUUAAAGAAACAUUUUCUUUGUUAAAAAGUGUUAUUAUUGAGAGAAAAAAAAAAUGGAUAUAUGUGGACUGAGCCGUGUGCAAUGUGUUGGGUAGAUAUCUAUGUUUGUCUGAGAUUUUUAAGAAAGAGACACAAGUGGGGAAAAAAAAAGAAGAAAAAAGGUUGAAGUCUGCGAGCUCCUGGACUCUAAAUAUGAGGGCCACAAAAAGAAUCCCAGUCUUUGUAAGUGUUGGAAAAGUUCAUUUUUACAUUUAGUUGAUCUUUUUUUAUGUUUUAUUUGUAAUCUUUUGUUUUGAACCUAUUUUUGGGGUGGGGGCUGAAGGAACAAUUUUGCGAACUGUCAAAAAUGCGUAUUACGAAAAAACACUUCUGGUGCUUCUGUUACUCAUGCAAAUACCACACCAGAAUGACUUUCAUAAGGGACAAGUUUUACCAAACCUCUUUCUCAUUUCUUCUCUUUUGUAUUUACUGAGAGGGGGGGGUUCAAAUUUUUAUAUAUCGGUUCUGACAAAAGGCAUUUUACUACAACCUUUAAGAAAGCAAUGCCCCUUCUUAAGGCUGGGAUAUAUUUUGUUUUCCCACAACAUGGCUGUUUUUGAUUCCGAAAAUACCGAUUUAGAGGUUAGAUUUAUGGUAGAGGUUUCUCUCAAGCAAUCAAAUGUUCGCUCAAAUUGUCAAAUUCAUUUAGGUGAGGAUCGUUUGAAGUGUGUUAGUGUGAGUAGCGUUUCGUUAGACAUUCUCGUAGUUUAGAGCACAUGUGGUUUGAUGCGAGAGGAAGAAACACGUUGGAAAUCAAUGAGCCACGGCCCCCGUAUCGCCCUGGAAACACUUCCAAUAUGUAAAUGAGCUCCCAUAGUAUUCGUGCUGUAGUGUAAUAGGUGAGCAUUUAAAGGUUGUCCCAUUCAAAGUGCCUUUUGUUCACAGACACCAUCUUGUAAAUGAGAACACCCGUCUUCUUUCCUUCUACUUCUCUGCUUUCUAAAGUCGUAUACACAGUAUAUAGUACUACAAGAAAUGGACGUGAUUUUGUUCUUUUUAUUGUACAAUGAUGGGGAAAAAGUUGUUAAAAAGACAAAAAAUUGUUCUCUUUUUCUCUGUACCUGUCAGUUUCUCUUGCACUGGUCUGAAACCUAGUGAUCCGCCUAUGUAGGCAGCAUUUUAAGUCAUCAUAAAUUGUGCAGAGGCUGUUCCAAAAGGUAGGCAGUAUAAUUAUGCAACCUUCUAAGAAAACUACUUUUGGCCGAUUUGUAUGGUAGGAUCACAAAUCCAUUCAAGAUGGUGGACAAAGUGAGAAAAAUGUUGAUUAUACAGUAAAUGUAAUUCAUUCAUUACUGAAAAGUAAUGCUAAAAACAAUUGUCUUAAUUAAAAAUGGACUAGUUUACCCAAUAUUUGUGUGUGUUAUGGCUCUUUAUGCUUUUGAGAGUGUUGUGUCGUUAGCAUAGCAACAUUUGCGCAAUGGGUGCCAUUUGUAAGAUGCAAAAAGUUGACCAAAUCGGUCACUUACGAGGUUAUAUUUCAGCCUAUGAAGACAAGCUGCCUAUGUAGGCAGUAGACGCCAAGGCAGCUCACUAGGUUUUGGAGCAGAGUCUUUAUCUUCAUGGCACUGUAGAUGUCUCCCUAUCUUUCUCUUCUCUUCUCUUUCCUCCCUCUUCCUACUUUUGAAAGAGUUGAAAAAAAAAAUGUUGAACCUGUUUUUUUCUCAAGCAAGAUGUUGUAAACUCUAAUGUUAUAUCCCUGUCUGUAUGCUUCACAUGUUAAUAUCAUACCGCCUCUCUCUCUUCAGUCAAAUGUAGUGGGCUCUGAGUAGAAAACGCCCUGUUAAUGCUGAUCCAGGGCCAGCUUACGCUUCCUAAAACACAACUGAGAACAGCUGUAACGGCCACUUGAAGGGUCGGAUGUGUUGUGCCUUAGGAAGGGGUGCAGCCCUGGGUAAGAGGUUUUCUUUUGGCAUCAGGGGCUUGGCUGUAGGAGAAGAGCACUGGACCAGGUGACACAGAUCAGCUGUCUUGUUUGUCUUUUAUUUCAGUUUUGUUUUGGAGUCUCAAGGGAAACUCUCAGACUUUAUUAUAAAAGCAACUUUUUUUAGUGGUUUUUUUUAGACCAGCUGUUUAAUGAACUUGACUGAUUAUUUGAUAAAUGCACCUUAUACACAGAUUGAUUGGGCAAGAAACAAAAUGCAUUAAUAACAUGCCAUACUCCAAAUAUGCAUAAGUAUUAUUUUGAAGCUGACAGCAGCCUGCCUGCUAAUGGCUUGGAUAUGCAACAGAUAGGUUGCAUGUUGAAUACCAAGUAGACAGUGGCUCAAAUACUAUUGGGAAUUUAAAAUUGCAAUUAAUGUACCGUAGGAUACUUUGGAUAAAGAGUGUUAGCUAAAUAACUAAUCUAUCCAUCAUUGACAUACUAUUGAUAUUUUGAUAAAUUGCAGUAAAUCCAUUUAGUAUGUUUUCAUCUGUGUUGGGGAGCAACUCACUAAAAGUAGCAACACUACUGGCAUUUUAGUAGUGUGACAGUAGAUCAGUUGUUUUCAACAUUCAGGCCUAUUUUAUUUUCGCAACGCGCCAUCAGUAGCACUAGAGGGAAAUAUGUUCGUAGAUGGCGCUUGUUAGUAACUCAGCUGAUUGGGGUCGAUUUCAGGGUAAAUUAACUUUUGAAAGCAACUUGUCGAUUUCCUGUGUGAUCAUGUUGGAUUAAGUGUAAUGCUUUUAACCUAAUUUAAAUUGUUCAUCUGUUCAUUCAAAACCCCUCAUUGAUUUUUUGUGCCAGAAAAAUACUCUUUAUCAAAUUAUAUCAUCUGAUUAUUAUAUUUUUAAAAGGUAUUGCCCACUUAAGUAGCGUCAGUGUAGUUUUCGUCUACUUUUUGUUUGUGUUGCAAGCUACUUAAAAAAAAAAAUUAAAAAAAAGAUUUUCAAAUGGAUAGUGUUAGGAUUCCAGUUAGGUUUCUCUAAUAUACAGUAGAACCAUAAUCAGUAUUAUCAACGAUUCCUCCACCAGUAGCUGUUUGUGGUUGUUAACAGGUAGUGGCAGACUUCUAUUUAUUUACAAAAAUGUCUCAAAGAAUUGUGUCCGUCACCAGUCCAUACGGGAGGUGUCCCGAUCCAGUGCUCUCCAUCCCUGUGCGCCCUCAAAAGAGUCCUUGGCAGUCUGCAUGUGUUAUUUACAGAUUCUUUUCCAUUCUAAAAACUAAAAACUUUGUAAAGAGCAGCACUUGAUUGAAUAAAUUAUGUUCUUGACUGUACAAA
Myxocyprinus asiaticus (Chinese sucker) is the source of this 11419-nucleotide messenger RNA. RefSeq names its product nuclear factor 1 X-type-like. The record is from RefSeq and is a predicted model, not a curated record. The coding region runs from base 2349 to 4037 and encodes 562 amino acids. Gene Ontology annotation, cellular component: nucleus. NCBI's taxonomy places the organism in Eukaryota, Metazoa, Chordata, Actinopteri, Cypriniformes, Catostomidae. Gene Ontology annotation, biological process: regulation of transcription by RNA polymerase II. Gene Ontology annotation, molecular function: DNA-binding transcription factor activity, RNA polymerase II-specific; RNA polymerase II cis-regulatory region sequence-specific DNA binding. The transcript has 14 exons.